Molecule: messenger RNA, 1869 nt
Organism: Equus caballus (horse)
Lineage: Eukaryota; Metazoa; Chordata; Mammalia; Perissodactyla; Equidae
Source: RefSeq, a predicted model, not a curated record
GUCGCCAUGGCAGCGAGGGGGCGGGAGCGCGCGGUCCGCGGAGGCUUAGAGCAAAGCCGCGGGCGGGGGGCUGGAGAGACAGGUUUGUGCGUUGCAUGCGUUCUGCAGGCGGAGGCCCGCGCGCCGAGACCCGGCUAGAAUCUGCUAAGAGUCAGUUUUUAGUGAAACAGCAUUGAGCUACGAGCCAAGACCCACUUCUUCACUAAUUUGAUCUUGUGCAAGUCAUCUUACCUCUCUGGAUCUCAGUUGUCUCAUCUGUAAAAAGGAGAUAAAAAUUCUUUACCUUUCUGAAGGGGAGGUUUGUGAAUAAAAGAGCAGAGGGAGGCAGUAGCGUGCAUCAGAAUCACCUACUACAAGACUUGUUAAAAUGGAUCGUGCCCCCGCAUCCCCACCCUGCUCAAAGCGUCUCUGAUUUAGAAAGUCUGGAGUAAGCUUUGAGAGUCUGCAUUUCUUCAAAUUACCAGAUGAGGUGGAGGACCAUCCUACUACGAUAUUAUUUUUUCUUGGUUACUUGUCUACUUACUGCUCUUGAAGCCGUGCCUAUAGACAUAGACAAGACAAAAGUAAAACAUACUCAACCUGUGGAGAGCGCAAAGAUAGAAGCACCUGAUACUGGACUUUAUUAUGAUGAAUAUCUCAAGCAAGUGAUUGAUGUGCUGGAAACAGAUAAUCAUUUCAGAGAAAAGCUCCAGAAAGCAGAUAUAGAGGAAAUAAAGAGUGGGAGGCUAAGCAAAGAGCUGGACUUAGUAAGUCACCAUGUGAGAACAAAACUUGAUGAACUAAAAAGGCAAGAAGUAGCAAGGUUAAGAAUGCUAAUUAAAGCUAAAUUGGAUUCCCAUCAAGAUACAGGAAUAGACCACCAUGCUCUUCUAAAACAAUUUGAUCACCUAAACCACCUAAAUCCUGAAAAGUUUGAAUCUACAGAUUUGGAUAUGUUAAUCAAAGCGGCUACAAGUGAUCUGGAACACUAUGAUAAAACUCGACAUGAAGAAUUUAAAAAAUAUGAAAUGAUGAAGGAACAUGAAAGGAGAGAAUAUUUAAAAACACUGAAUGAAGAAAAGAGAAAAGAAGAAGAAUCUAAAUUUGAAGAAAUGAAGAAAAAGCAUGAAAAUCAUCCCAAAGUUAAUCAUCCAGGAAGCAAAGAUCAACUAAAAGAGGUAUGGGAAGAGACUGAUGGAUUGGAUCCUAAUGACUUUGACCCCAAGACAUUUUUCAAACUACAUGAUGUCAAUAGUGAUGGCUUCCUAGAUGAACAAGAAUUAGAAGCCUUAUUUACUAAAGAGUUGGAGAAAGUAUAUGACCCAAAAAAUGAAGAGGAUGAUAUGGUAGAAAUGGAGGAAGAAAGGCUUAGAAUGAGAGAACAUGUAAUGAAUGAGGUUGAUGCUAACAAAGACCGAUUGGUGACUCUGGAAGAGUUUUUGAAAGCUACGGAAAAAAAGGAAUUCUUGGAGCCAGAUGGCUGGGAGACCUUGGAUCAGCAACAGUUCUUCACAGAGGAAGAACUUAAAGCCUAUGAAAAUCUUAUCUCCUUACAAGAAAAUGAACUUAAGAAAAAGGCAGAUGAACUUCAGAAACAAAAAGAAGAGCUACAACGUCAGCAUGACCAACUUGAAGCUCAGAAGCUGGAAUAUCAUCAGGUGGCUGUACAGCAGAUGGAACAAAAAAAAUUACAACAAGAAAUUCCUCCCUCAGGGCCUGGCGGAGAAUUGAAGUUCCAGCCACACGUUUAAAGACCGAAGUCCCCCAGAACUUGGAAGAAAGUUAUUAAAUCAAUAUCUGUUUCUUCUUUUUACCUCCCUUCCUUUUUCUCUGCUCAAUAAAUAUUUUAAAGCAUAUAUGGAAUAAAGGAAGAUACUUUUCAAAUGAGAA